Molecule: messenger RNA, 1105 nt
Organism: Klebsormidium nitens
Lineage: Eukaryota; Viridiplantae; Streptophyta; Klebsormidiophyceae; Klebsormidiales; Klebsormidiaceae
Source: the annotation of a GenBank genome assembly
AUGAGCUGGGCCGAGUACACUCUAGCUUCUUACGACGAAUCCAAAGACGACAAUCCAGUCGUGGUCCUGGGUCACGGCUUCGGCUGCGACUCCACCUGCUGGCACAACCUGAAACCAUUGCUGUUGAGACGAGGUUACGGAGUCCUCACGUACGACCUGCCCUAUGCCCGAACGUCUCAGAGCGGCGCUUUCACGGAGUCUCCGAACCGAAGAAAGACAUUUCGGACGAUCUUUGAAAAAUUUCUCUCCGCACUAACGGCCUCACCGAGGGUGAGGACUCCUCUUGGUGCAAAAUCUUUUGAUUUUCAACGCUACUCUACACUAGGAGCCUAUUCGGACGACCUGAUAUGUCUCUUGGACGAGCUCCGAGUCUCGGAAUGCAUUUUCGUCGGACACUCGGUCUCCGGUAUGAUCGGGCUCUCUGCCAGCAUCAAGAGGUCCGAUCUGUUCCGGAGAGUGAUCAUGCUAGCCUCUUCGCCGCGAUACAUCGAUGACCCCUCUACGGACUACGUCGGAGGUUUCCAAGAAGAGCAAGUGCGAGAGCUUUUAAACAACGUCGAGCAUCAUUACGAGGAUUGGGUCGCUGGUUUCGCUUCGCUAGCCGUAGAAGAGCCCAACGACGCGGCCGUCAAGCAGUUCACGAGCAGCCUACUCGAAGUGCGUCCGGACGUAGCGUUGGCGACGUGCAAGACCAUUUUCCUGAUGGACCUCCGAGAGAUGUUGCCAGAGGUCACCAGGGCACAGAGGGUUCUCGGUACGACGUCCACGACCCUCCAGAUGCUCGCCCGUCUGAGAUGGGAUAGGAAUAGGAGAGGAUUGGGAAGGUGGAUGCGCGAGACAUCCGAGAGGAUGGGCCCUCUCUUCGUGAAGGUCAUGCAGUUCGUCUCCGUGCGCGGAGAGGGCUUGGACCCGGAGAUCUUAGAAGAGCUGGUCAAGCUGCAGGACUCCGUGACGCCGUUCGAUUGCAGCGUCUACGAAGAUUUGCUGUCUAGCUACGGCGUGCCCGGGGGCGCCGCUCCUAUCGCUUGUGGCUCGGUGGCAGCGGUCUACAGAGGCUCGAUGAGGGACGGGAGGGAGGUGGCGAUCAAGGUCGUGAGACCCGAUC